Messenger RNA from Ceutorhynchus assimilis (cabbage seed weevil), 5112 nucleotides. Lineage: Eukaryota; Metazoa; Arthropoda; Insecta; Coleoptera; Curculionidae. The record is from the annotation of a GenBank genome assembly.
AGAAAUCGGGGCCCGUCACUCGCGUUUACGCGGUGGUACUUCGGUGGUACUCUUUUCGGCCCGUCAAGGACACUUAUUAUUUGUCCCAUACGGGGUACGACUUUUCAAAUAGUGCAAUUAUUAUUAAAGUGUUAAAAAAAUCAAAAAAGUGUAUAGUUAACAUAAAUGUGUCAGCUAAAGGAAAUUAAUAUUCGGACAUCAUCGUCCUGACAGGAUGGUCAGGACGUUCGACAGGAAUCCAUUGUUGAAAGGAAGCAAAUCGAGCGUCGAACGAGACCGCCUUCGUGAGCGCGAAAGGCAGGUGCGAUUGGCCCAAAUGUCGGUGGUGGAACAGGAAGGGCCUUUGCCCCUAUUCAAGGAGCCCCGAAGGGUGUCGCCAUCUUCCAGCGAUCCUGUGACCAACGCAAUUCAUAGUACUUUAGGCGACUUUUCACGUGUGCGCCAGUAUUUGGACCAAAAAGACUCUUCGGUACUCAUUGGAGUGGACGGGGUACCACCUUCGCCCGGACCGGUACCGCCGCGCGCUUCGCCGCCCCUUCCCAAUGUCGGAUCUUCCAGAUUGCAAGCUUCACCGGAAUUCAAAAAACCUCAUCAGCAUUCGAUGCACCCGCCGCCGCCACUGGUAGCGGCGCAUCAGCGGGGCGGUUACGUCAAACCGGCUGAAAGUAAACCGCCGUAUGGAGGCAGGGGCGGGUACCCCGGACAGCCGGUGAAACGGGGCGGCCAGCACCGGGUAAACGGCGUUGUUCCAGCAAAAGGGCCACCCGUUACAAAUAGGCACAAUAAUUAUGACUUAGUGACUCAAAUGCCCCCCUCGGCUGGACCGAGGGAAACGUUGCCGUGUGCGACACCAGUAGCUCACGAAGUUGACAAUAUUCUAAAGGAAAUGAUCAUGCCAUCGACGCCACUGUCUGCCAUCGCUGCCACCCCUAGGAUAGAUACGGAUAACAAGUACCAAUACAAUCCCUUAGCCAAGAUGCCUGAACCAACUACUACUCCAGUGUCAACAAUAAGAAAAAGAGACCGACCGCUCAAUAAUAGCAGCAGGAUACCGUCAACGGAUCAUCUGCACAACGAGCUCGAUUUGUCCGAAGAAAGCGACGACGAAACACGAAGACAUCACAUCCUCUCCACAUCGAAUCUGACUGUCGAUAAAAUGCUCUCGCCAAUACAACAAACCCCUGCACCGCACCAGUCCGGGUUACACCACGACCGUUUGCCACCUUACGCACCUCCCGAUCCUCGCCCGCCCGAUCCCGCCCAACCUCGGGCGGCCUCGAGCUCGAGCGACUCGGGCAGCGACUCGAACGAGUCCGACAGCGAGUCGAGCAGCGACGAAUCAGUUGCCGCCCCCCCUAAACCCGCUGUAGUAGUUGAUGAGCGCCCAAUUGCCCCCCAACUACCCACCAACAUCACCCAAGAAGAAGACGAAUCAGGCAAAAUUGUGCGCUGGAAUUUGGGCAACUUCCUCAACACUCAAACGUCGCCAAAAAACCAAAUGGUGCAACGCGCUAGCCCGGAUUCACGCAAGCGCGCUUCUGAGUCUACUAGUGACUCAGAUGAGCCUAAUAGUGAUUUUGUGGCCGAGGCUCAGCAGUUGGCAGCCUUGGGCAAUCUCACGCUUUUGAGCAGUUUGAGCGACAGCGACGAACAACAGCAGAAAAAUAAGAGACCAAUAAUAAAGGAGAAAUCUAGCAUAAGGAAAAAACAAAAACGUAUCAGACAUCACCCAGUGAGCUCCGCCUCAGUAAUCAGCAGCGACAGCGACUCAUCAAACAGCGAAGCAGAAGAACCACCAGCCAAAAAGGCACCCAAACCAGUGGUACGACCGAGUCCGCGUACCAAGUCAAAUAGCAGUAGCAGCAGCGACUCGGAACCGCCCCGAGUGACGACGAUUUCCGAUUCGGACGAUUCGGAUCGGCCUCAGAAGACGCAAGUGGCGCCGCCGCCCAAGGCCAAAGGACGCGGCAGGCCUAGGAAACCGAGGCCGGACACUAGCGAGGCUGAUACGCCGAAGAAGCAACGCGGUAGGCCGCCGGCUAAUGCUGAAGGCAAAAAAACCGCUAGGAGGGGUAGACCACCAAAAGCCCGUCAAUCAGCCCCGGUAAGCAGCUCAGAUGACGAAACCUUCGAAAAACCAGUUGCACCCCCUCGCAGGCGGACAAAAUCCAAAAAAACCACCUGUUCCAGUGACUCAGAUAGCCCUUCGCCUAUAAGAAAACGAAGCUUUGUCUCACCUGUUAAAAAGAAGCCCACUGCCAAUAAGUCCCUGUUUCAACCAGAAAAGCCUAAAGCAAACACGUCACCUUUUAGACGGAAAGAAUUCAAAAGCAAAACUACAGUUUCUAGUAGCAGUGAGUCUAGUGACAGUGACAGGCACAAAAUUAGACGGACAGAAGUCCAUAGGAUAUCAGAUUCUGAUACUGACAACGAAAAGAAACCAGUUGCAGCUUCAGCUAAAGCAAUAUCAGACAAAAAGAAAAGUGACACUUUAAGAAAGCUUUUUACCCCGAAACGUGACUCAGAAGGCGGAAAAGGAGGUGGCAAAGGUGGCGGCAAAGGAGGCAAAGGUGGAAAAGGUAAAGCAGGUGUGAACGUGAUAAUAGUAGAUGGCGACUAUGAGCGUACCAGUUCCUCUGUAGAAGACGAGACGAUGCCUGUAAUGUUGGACCAGAAAAAGUUCUCGCCCAAACAGUCCUCAACAUCUAAGACUGAAGAAAGCUCUUAUGUUAAUCACAAAGUGGUUGAAAAGGAGGAAAGGGUACCACCCAUUCAUCCGGUGAUGGUGAGAAUAGAUCUAGCAAGGCUCAAUUUGAAUGAAAUUCCUAUUUUGAAGAAGCAUCUUGAAAGAACCAGGCACUGGAUCCUCGACUCCAAACCCCCAGACACGGACAAAUCCGACCUGGAAAAAGACGUUGCCGCACCUAAACCCGACCUCCCACCAAUCAAAGUCAAAAAGCGCAAGCGCAGAAACAGCAACAACUCGGAAUCGUCAAUGAGUACCGCCUCACAAAAAAGCAAAAAACAUCACCAACCUCGGCAGGAGGCCCUCGCCACUAUUAACACACCUCCGACCAAUCACGAACGGGUUGUUUACAACAGUCGACGCGAGUACUACUCGUACUUUGAAAACAUGGACGAGCCUGAUGAAAAUGAGGAACGCAGUCACAAUCAGUACUUAAGUGAAGCUAAAAGACUAAAACAUAUGGCUGAUAAAGAAACCGAUGCUACUGAACAAUGUAUGCUUUAUCUUGAAGCGGUACUGUUUUUCCUGUUGACUGGCAAUGCAAUGGAGCAAGAGGUGUUUUCUGAAAACACUGCUUUCACUAUGUACAAAGACACUUUGUCUUUGAUUAAAUAUAUUUCGUCUAAAUUCCGAAGCCAACCUGUUAUGUCUGAAGUACAUAGUAAAUUGGCUAUUUUAAGUUACCGGUGCCAAGCAUUACUCUACUACAAACUAUUCAAGAUGCGAAAAAACGAUUGCAGGGAAAUUCAAAAAGUUAUAAGUGAUUAUUGUAGCAAGAAUGCAGCCAUUCCAAUGGACCAACCAUGUCCGGCGGGGCAAGGUACCCCGUCCCCACUAUCUCCCACCCCGUCGCCAGCAGGUUCGGUUGGUUCGGUGGGUAGCCAAUCGUCGGGGUACUCGAGCGGAGAGUUACGAUCUGGGGCGGCUGUUGCGCAGGCUCCGGGACCAGCGGGUGGUACCUGGGUGCCCCUCUCCUUUUACAGUGCGGUACUAAAGCAAAACCAGCAUUUUACUUUUUUGCUGAGCUACCAGGAUUUGUGGGAGUUGGCCGAUCAGAUGGUGAUCAAUGGCAAGUUUGCAGAUUUCUUUAUUGAUAUGGACAGACAGUUCAAACCGCUAACGAUGCACAGUUCAUUAAAAGAGUUGGUGCGCUACGUGCUGGAGGGUAUCAGAAGACUUAAAGACAAACCUUCCUCUUCGGUGUAAAUAUUGCGUUCGCCCUCCUCCUAUAUAUUGACCAAAAAUGCCAAAGAUUGCACCAUCUUGAUACGAGAGUGAAUCGUCUUUCUUUUGUAAUAAAUCAAAAUAAAAUUUUUUGAAGUUGAGUGACUUAUACCUACUACUAUAGGUGCAGUGUACCUAAAAUUCCACGCACAUUUUUUGAGUGGUUGUUGUAUAUAAUAAUUGCAGAAGAUUUAUAUAUAUAUAUAUAUUUGCCAGCUGAGUAUAAUGUAAUUUAUUUUUUAGGGGAAUCAAUUAUUAAAUGAAUUAUUGAAAAAAACACAAAAGACCCGCGAGAAUUACUAAAAAUAAAGUAGUCAACUUGUUAUUUUUGCAUAAUAUUUUAUAUAUAUAUAUUAGGGAGAGUAAGUGUGCAUAUGUACCAUUAUUAUUUUUUUUUUUCAAUUUGUAUAUCUUGUAUAUUUUUAUUUAAUUUUAAAUUAUUUAUGUUUUCAAUUAUUAUUAUUAUUAUUAUUAUUAUUAAGGGCCUCAUACACUAGGUUCUUUCUUAUCGGUUUUUAUCAGUGUGUCUUGAUUUGUUGUAUGUGGGUCCAAACUGUCAAAAAAAUCGCAUAGUGCGAGACAGAACGUAGUGUGUUGGGCCCUUUAGUCCGUCAAUCUCGCCAACGUUUUUUUUUUAUUUUGAAAUUUUUUAGCCGCCAAUUGUUAGUAUAAUGUAUUUUGAAGGGUUGCUUGAUUAGAUUUUCUUUUUUUUAAUUUACAUUCCUAUUUUUAUGUUGGUCAGAUUGAGGUCACUAGACAACUAUUAUUGGUACCACCUCAAAGGACUCAUCUAUCGAUUGAUAUUUGUCUAGUGUUAAAAACAAUAAUUAUUUUGUUAAUUAUUAGUUAAAAUUUCGCUAUACAAUUUGUUAAAAUCUGACUAUUUAUUUUUACCAAUCAAAUUUUAGGGCCGGUUUCUCAAUAGCCAAUCACCCUUGGGUUAAACAUAAUUCCUGGAGGUGACUCGCUAUUAAAAAACCGGCCUUUAAUGUAUUAUUAUGUUUUAACAGUUUCUGGUACUCUUUUAUAAUAAUCGAUCUCACAUCAGCCCUGAUAGCGAAAUUUUUACCUUUAAUUUUUAGAGGGGAUGUUAUUUAAGAGCAUGGGUUACUUUUGUUACUUUAAUAAACUUAUUUUACAUU